Molecule: messenger RNA, 1593 nt
Organism: Penicillium soppii
Lineage: Eukaryota; Fungi; Ascomycota; Eurotiomycetes; Eurotiales; Aspergillaceae
Product: phosphatidate phosphatase App1 family protein
Exons: 2
Coding region: 1-1593 (530 amino acids)
Cellular component (GO): actin cortical patch
Molecular function (GO): phosphatidate phosphatase activity
Source: RefSeq, a predicted model, not a curated record
AUGAGGUCUACCAUUUUGCGUGCCUUUGUACAGGCUUCUUCUAUCCUUACACUUGUCUCUGCCGCUCCCGCUCCAACUGCUUUCACAAAUGCCGCCCCGCCCGACCCCGUCAUUACAGCUUCCCCGGUCGAGAAUAUUCCUUCUCCAGUCGUCGCCCGAAACAUCCUGAGCGAUGUAGAAUCUGAUGUUGAUAAUGUUCUUUCGGGGCUUGGGUCGGGCCUACCCUCAUGGGUCGCAUCUGGAGUGCCCAACUUCUUCCAGGGUUUCCCCACUGGAGAUGCGGUUGCAAGCUCCCUCGGAUUGAACAGCGCCGAUCUGGCAGCACUGCCAACCAAUGUGUUGAACAUCGACCCUUACGCCAAUUGGACCAAUUCAGGCUGGAACGUUCGAUUCCACGGAAAUGUCUACAAGCAACCAAACACCUCUGUCUCAACCUUGAACAAACUUGCCGAUGUCUUCCUCGUCAACACAAGUAUCUCAGAUCUUCCGAAGUCCCAGGCAGAUCAGGCACGUAACUUGACUGCCGAGAUCUUUGUUGUUCAACAGCCAGAAGUUGCUGUGAACACGAUCCACCUGGAGCCUGCUGCUGGCCAGGGAUCUAGUGGGCAGCCGGGUGGUGGUGGGUCAUCCAAUACAACCGGUGGCACGCAGGACAUCACUCUGCCUUACAACACAACAGUCGAAGGCGAUUUCGACACAUUCGUGCCAAUCGCCAGUAAGGGACUCACUGCAGGCAACGAAACCUCGGCAAUUCAAAGGCUUGACGUGCAUGUCAAGAAUGCAACUAUUGGGAACAGCACUGCCUAUCUCGUACCUCCAACUGGAGUGACUAUCGUUUCCGACAUUGAUGACAUCUUGCGUGUGACCAAGAUCUACGAACCGGAGCAAGGGCUACUCAAUUCUUUCGCUCGUCCAUUCACAGCUUGGGAGAAUAUGCCUGACAUCUACCGCAACUGGUCUACCAGCCUGCCCAACUUGCAUUUCCACUACCUUACCACCACCCCCGAGCAAGUCACAAGAAACUACAUGAAGUUCAUUUACGAAAACUUCCCGGGCGGCUCCUUCGACACUCGCCCUCUCAAUUUCAGCGACGUCUCCGCCACUCUGUCAAUUCGCAAGUUCUUGUUGCAAAAGGUCUUCGAAACCUUCCCAGAGCGCAAAUUCAUUUUGAUUGCAGACACUAGCAACAGUGAUGUCAUGCGCGACUACCCAAAAAUGGCCACCGACUUCCCUGGGCAGGUGCAGUGCAUCUGGCUCCGCAACACUUCGGCAACCGACCCGGGUGACAAAUUCCCCUACGACACGUCCGGAUUCAAGAGCCUCAAUCAGUCAAACUAUAUGUUCUUCGUGCACGCGGAUGACCUGACCAACUUGGAUAUCGCGAAUGGGGAUUGCUACAACAAGUCCAUUCCCCAAAAUCUGACUUUUAGCUACCAAGGACUGCCCGACGGGUUGGGAAAGACCCCAACAUCAGUCAAUGGUUCGGCAAAUCACACUGGAGCUGCUAGUGGACUGUUGACAGAAUCGGCUGGUGGAAAGAGCCUUAUGGCUUUGGUUGCAGCGAUGGCCACAGCCACCUUUAUGUUCUUGUAG